Molecule: messenger RNA, 435 nt
Organism: Dibothriocephalus latus
Lineage: Eukaryota; Metazoa; Platyhelminthes; Cestoda; Diphyllobothriidea; Diphyllobothriidae
Source: the annotation of a GenBank genome assembly
AUGGUAAAGAUAUUUGUAGGGAAUCUGAAUCCGAGUUCAAAAGCGCUCGACCUGAGGAAGCGCUUUGAGCUUUACGGGAAAGUGACAGAAUGCGACAUAGUAAACAAUUAUGCUUUUGUGCAUAUGGAUAGUGAGGCAGACGCCGAGGCCGCAAUUGCUAAGUUACACAACUCCGAGUUCGAUGGCGCUAAAAUAAACGUGGAACUGAGCCAUGGUAAACGUUCAUCUGGUGGUGGGGUGAUGCGUCGCCGCUUCUAUGAUCGACGGUACCGGGACGAUUACCGCGAAGAUAGAUUCCGCGGCCCUCCUAGACCGUACCCGGGUGGACCUGUUGAUCCUGGUCGUGACCGUUACGGCUCUUCGUCCUGGGAUGACGGUUAUCAUCGUCCCUAUUCGCAACCCAACGGCCCACGAGGUGAGGCAUAUUUAUUACUA